Messenger RNA from Pelmatolapia mariae (spotted tilapia), 4140 nucleotides. RefSeq names its product X-ray repair complementing defective repair in Chinese hamster cells 1 (gene xrcc1). Gene Ontology annotation, cellular component: nucleus. NCBI's taxonomy places the organism in Eukaryota, Metazoa, Chordata, Actinopteri, Cichliformes, Cichlidae. Gene Ontology annotation, biological process: single strand break repair; double-strand break repair via nonhomologous end joining; base-excision repair. The record is from RefSeq and is a predicted model, not a curated record. The transcript is spliced from 17 exons. Bases 438 to 2321 code for a protein of 627 amino acids. Gene Ontology annotation, molecular function: damaged DNA binding.
GGUACGUCAUAUCCUGGCGUUUACAGGCUUUUGGUGGGAAAAUGUGUGCACCUUCACGCACAUUUAACUCAUAAUCAAAAUCUAUAGUGUGAAUUUUCUGUAACAGCGGAGUAACGGAUAUAUGCCGUGCAUAUAACGCUGUGAACAAAUUACGCGGUACAGCCCUUUAGGUGUGCUAAAGUCACCAAAAUCAUUAGGGAGAGUUGCCUAUUGUUUGUUAGCAUGCUAACAUGUUAGUCAUCGGUUUAUCUGACCAAUAAGAAAUUAAACUUUCAGGAUUAAAUCACUUCCAGUGGAGAGAAAUUGGAUGUGUCUUAUGACUUGUUAGCUGUUUGCGAUCGCUUCGUGGGGAGGCACGCGCCCGUUUGGUUUAUGUGACUGAUCAGUGGACUAAUCGAUCAGCUUUUAGCCUGACGAUCAUCAGUAACAACAACGAUAUGCCAGAAAUCAAACUCAAGCACGUCGUGUCGUGCAGCACCGAGGACUCUACGCACAAGGCAGACAACCUGCUGAGCUCUGACACGUACAGAAAGUGGAAAGCAGCCAGACCCGGGGAGAAGCAGAUAUCAGUCAUUCUGCAGUUUGAAAAGGAAGAGCAAGUGCACAGCAUUGAUAUUGGAAAUGAAGGUUCAGCUUUCAUUGAGGUGUUGGUGGGAAAUUCUUCAGCUGUCAGAGAUCAAGACUAUGAGGUUCUCCUGGUUACGUCUUCCUUCAUGUCCCCCACGGAGAGCCGCAGUGGCACCAACAUGAACCGUGUGCGUUUCUUUGCGCCCAACCAGCUGCAAAAGAGCACAGCUCAGGAGAAGUGGGACAGAGUGAAAAUUGUGUGUAGCCAGCCAUACAGCAAGAAUAUUGCAUAUGGGCUUGCCUUUGUUAAGUUUCAUUCGCCACCUGACAAAAACGAUCCUCCUCCAACUUCCUCCCCAAAACUGACAAAGCUGGGACAGUUCAGGGUGAAAGAUGAGUCUCCUUCAUCCGGGCCCAGCCUUCAACCUGGCAGUCUCUUCUUCAGUCGAGAGAACGCAACAAAGUCCAGCACUUCACUCAAAGCGUCUCCUCAGAGUGAGAAGAUAAGCUACGCUGCCGCCGCUCUGCAAGCAAGCGGCAGCUCCCACUCAUCAGGCCAGGCCUCGUCUUCCACCUCUGCCUCACCACAGCCACCAGCAAAAAGAAAAUUUGAAUUCAGCAAAGAGCGACAAUCUGCCCCCGGCCCUCCUCCCUCGAAGAAAAAAAGUCCAUCUGGUUCACCCGAGGGUAAAGCUGCAACCCCCAAACACAAGCCGAGUUCAGUCAGUACACCCAGCCCAAGCACGGCCAAAGCAUCACCAGUUCAGAAGGCUGCUGACAAGAAGAGGGAGAGUGAGUCUAAACCUGAGCCUAAAACUAAACAGAAGGCAAAAUCCCAGAAAGAGCAGCAGGUCCCAUUCACCCGCCUCAUGGAGGGGGUGGUGUUUGUCCUCAGUGGAUUUCAGAACCCCUUCAGAGGGGAGCUGAGGGAAAAAGCGCUGGAAAUGGGAGCCAAGUAUCGACCCGAUUGGACGCCUGACGCCACACAUCUUAUCUGUGCCUUCGCUAACACCCCCAAGUACAGCCAGGUGAAAUCAGCGGGUGGAAUCAUCGUACGCAAGGAUUGGGUGCUGGAUUGCCACAAGAGGAAGCAGAAAAUCUCCUGCAAAAGGUAUCUGAUGGAUGGACCCGAAUCGAGCUCAGAGAGUGAAAUGGAAGUGGACGACGAGAGUGAAGAGGAAAUGAACACAAAGACGCCGCAGAAGAAGGAGAAACAAGUCACGGCCAAAAAGACACCAGAGAAGAAGGAGGAAGAUGAUGAGUAUGCUGGCUCCACUGAUGUGGAUGAACCAGGAGGCGAUGAUGAUGAAUCUGCAGUGGACACAGAGGAUGAGCUGCAGAGGGUGGAAGAGGAGAGAAAACAGAAGAAAGCAGCAACAGAAGGAACGGUGGUGAAGGACGAGGAUCCGUACGGGGGGUCGACGGAUGAAAACACAGACGCUGAAGCUGAAGAGGAUCAUCCCAUCCCCGAGCUCCCAGAUUUCCUAAGCGGAAAGCACUUUUUCCUCUACGGUAAAUUCCCCAACAAUGACAGACGACUGCUGUUACGAUACAUUGUUGCCUUUAAUGGAGUGAUCGAGGACUAUAUGACAGAGAAGGUGCAGUUCGUGGUGACCAGUGAAGGGUGGCACGACUCCUUUGAAGACGCGCUGAUGGAGAACACCAAUCUGAAUUUUGUCAAACCGGAAUGGAUUUAUGCAAUCAGUGCACGACAAAAGAUGCUGCCCUAUCAGCCCUACACCGUCGUCCCCUGAACUAUACACUGUAUGCAGCGUGCGGCCGCACUCACACCCCUCAUCCUGAUGAAGGAGCAGCAGGGAAAGCCAUAAACACAUUUUCCGUUUCAGAUAAACAGCUACACUUUCAUAGAGCAAUAAGUCAACUGUUUGUUAUUAUCGAUGCCUUUAUAUUGGACUUCAUAUUUGAUAUACAUAUAAUUUCUCCACCUCUCUGCAAAUGUUUUCAGCUUUCGGCCAAGCUCUGCAGACUGUCCACUACAUAGUGUUUCUUUCUUGAGGUUAUUGUUAGGAUUAAGUAUAGGUUUAUUUUUAGAUUGCGCUCUCGAGGGUCGUUAGCCCCAGCUUGGCCAGGAACCAAUUUCAUCAUCUCCACCAUCAUCAUCAUCAUCCAUGUGCUGCUGAGUCUCUUGGGCUUUGUGAAUGAAGCACACACUCUGGCUCAGGACUUGUUUGAAUUUCUCACUUCCUGUGCUGCAGUUUGUUGCUGCUCGCUUCGGCUACCUCAGGCACUGUCUGGAAAUGAGUUAUCACCCUGUCCUGACAGCCAGCAGCACUGAUAAUACACCAUUUGUGUAAGUGGGAAGACUAUUAUGAAAACGACCCAAAGUCAGGUGAAAGAUGUCAGUUAUGGAAGGUUACAGCCAUGGAAAAAAAGAAGAAACUGAACAUUUUUGUUCUUCGUUUUAUUUGAUUUAUUUAAAAAAGGGAUAAAAUUAUUAAUUUCUUUGUCUUGAUAAAUGAGUUUUGGAUUUGGUUUUAUUCGUGUUUGUAGAAGAAGCAUAGGCUGAGGACAUAAAACAGACAUCAGUGUUGGCGUCCUUUUUAAGAUUCUCAUUCAUUCACGUGCAAGAGUCCAGCUUAACAUCUCCUUUGCUGCUUGGCCAAAGUGGCUUGUUCAGUUCUCUGUCUCAAACUUUUUUUUCCUUGUAAUACCUAAUUAUUUUGUCUAAAUAAAAAAAAAAAAAGAUUUUUAAUUAAAAACUUUGCUCUUUUCUUUUUAUUAAUCAAACUGUCUCUGCACUGAGCUGCUCUCAUUUCUUCCUCUGUCUUCACUUGUGUUUGCAGUGCGAGAGGCACUCUUCCUUUUCAUUCCUUCUGUGAUCUCUAGUCCUCUCUCCUCUCUAAUUUACUUCUCCUCCUGUUUUGUGCCCUGGAGCCACUGGGUCUUCUGCUCUCUCAGUCAAGGGGAUUAGAAAGAUGUUAUGUGCAUGAGAGAUGGGGGAAGGAGUGGUGGUUAUAGGGGAGAGACACUGCAGGAAAGAUGAAAAGGUUUGGAUUCUCAGCAAGGAUGCGUUUUUUUUAAAGUGGCCAACUAUUGGAUUGUCUUCUCAUACAGUUCUUGUCUAAGGUGGAGUCACACACAUACCACCAAGUGUGAAGCAUAGCAGGGACGCUUGCAACAACUUUGUUGCAGGAACUUAUUUGUUUCUUGUGAAAGAAAGAGUUGCAAGGUCAAAUCCAUUUAGGUCUCGAAGCGGUGAAAUUUACGGUAGCAAGUGGCGUCGACUGAAUACUUGUCACAUUUCACUUGAAAGGCUGUCUCUGAGACAGCGGGAAGGAUUGGCUGCUUUUAAACCGUCAAAUUUGACAGGUGGACUUUGUUAAAUAGCGGUUUCCACCUUACUCUUGUCACCUUGAUUUCUUCCUGGCAAAUUCAUUUAUUCCCAUGAGCAUUUUUAUAUCUCUUGUGAAUCUUGGCAAUGACUUUUCCUGACAAAAACUUUUCUCUCUGGCUCGCCAAAUAUUUUGCUUAACUCUGUAUACCUAGUCCUCUUUAUCUGUGCCAUGCAGUACUGGAUUAAGGUGAUGGAUGUUUUUCCUCUAAAUAUUAUAA